AUAAAAGAAGAGGAGCAGUGGAGUUUACUUACUUGCACAGGUGCUGACGACGAUUUUGUGCGGCUAGGCCCAGGUGUAGAUCCAACAGUCUAACCGAGCGAGUUCAAAGUUCGAGUGGAGGGGGAGAGACAUACGUGUAUGUUUAUAUAUAUAGGUUGGUACUGGUCGAACUCGCGGCAUCAGCAGCGCCACGACCGCGAACGUGAACGCACUGGAAACACGGAUUUUGACGCGCGGGCGCGGAUCGACACUGCACCAGAUGAUGCUUGUUUUGUUUGGCGAGUAGAUAGAGAACGUUUGUGGCGCCAAUAAUUCGUUGGCUAAAGUAACAAUAGUUUUCUCGCGUUUUAUGGUCGGCUCGCGAUAAACAUGCCGGCCUUUCUUAAGCACAUCGAGGUGGACAAUUUCAAGUCCUACAAGGGUAGGCUAACUAUUGGACCUCUGAAAUCCUUCACCGCGGUAAUCGGUCCCAAUGGCUCCGGUAAAUCGAAUUUCAUGGACGCCAUCAGCUUUGUCAUGGGCGAGAAGACCAGCAGUCUUCGAGUCAAGCGGUUCAAUGAACUCAUUCAUGGAGCAUCGAUUGGACAGCCCGUUGCCCGCAGUGCAUCGGUGACAGCAGUCUUUGAAUUAGAAGAUGGCACGGAAAAGAGCUUUAUGCGCUCGGUUCAUGGCUCUUCUUCUGAGCAUCGUAUUAACGGGGGUGUUGUCACAAGUCAAGUUUAUUUGAACGAGCUAGAACAGUUGGGAAUCAAUGUCAAGGCAAAAAAUUUUUUGGUAUUCCAAGGUGCGGUUGAAUCCAUAGCUAUGAAGAACCCAAAGGAAAGGACUGCGCUUUUUGAAGAAAUCAGUAAUUCCGGGGCUUUAAAGGCUGAAUAUGAGCGUUUGAAAGCUGAAAUGUUGAGAGCUGAGGAAGAAACGCAGUUCUCUUAUCAAAAGAAGAAGGGUAUCGCAGCAGAGAGGAAAGAAGCCAAACUUGAGAAGGAAGAGGCAGAGAAAUACCAACGUUUGAAAGAAGAGUAUGUGGAAAAACAAGUGGAACUCCAACUUUUCCGUUUGUUCCACAAUGAAAAGGAAAUAGAAAAUCUCGAGGUGUCUUUGAAGAAAAAGCAGCAUGAUAUAGAAAAAAUUGAAAAGAAACGCGAAAAAGCUGAAGAUGUGCUUAAAGAGAAGAAAAAAGAGUCUGGAAAAUUAGGACGUGACUUGGCAAAGAUCGAGCAGGAUAUCAGAGAAGUUGAGGUUGAGAUUACAAAGAAGAGACCAGCAUUCAUUAAAGCCAAGGAACGUGUUGCUCACAUGCAAAAGAAAUGUGAAUCCGCUAAAAAAUCACUGGCACAGGCCCGUGUUGCUGAUGAGGCUCACAAAAAAGAUAUUAAUGAGCUAUUAGAGGAACUCCGUCAAGUUGAAGAAGCCAAAGCUACUUAUGAAGCCUCAAUUGCCGCACAAUCACAAUCGCAAGGUCGUGAUGUUCAGCUAGAGGAUGAACAAGUUCGAGAAUACAAUAGAUUAAAAGAAGAAGCUGGAAAGCAGUCUGCAAGAUACACUCAAAUGCUUGAUUCAAUUAACAGAGAGCAAAAAUCUGAUCAAGAUAGAUUGGACAAUGAAGGUCGCAAAAAGACUGACAUAGAGAACAAGAUUAAGCAGAAAGAACAUAUGCUUGAAGACGCUACAAAGCGUAUUGAAAAACUGGAGGAGCAUAUCCGCACGUCAGAAGCUGCCCUGGAAGAUCAGAAAAAGCUGCGGCAAGAUUUGCAAAGCGACGUCGGAACUUCGAAAGAUAGGAUUCAGGAAUUGCAGCGCGAAUUAGAAAAUAUUUCAGAGCAGUUGGGAGAUGCUAAAGUUGACAAGCAUGAAGUAUCUAGAACAAAGAAGAAGACAGAGAUCGUUGAAAACUUCAAAAGGCUCUUCCCUGGAGUGUAUGAUCGGAUGUACAACAUGUGCGAACCGAUUCAUAAAAGAUACAACGUCGCUAUUACGAAAGUGCUUGGAAAGUAUAUGGAAGCUAUUGUUGUUGAUACAGAAAAAACUGCUAGACAGUGUAUCCAAUAUCUGAAGGAACAGUAUCUUGAACCAGAGACAUUUUUACCAUUGGACUAUAUUCAAGCAAAGCCAUUAAAAGAGCGUCUUAGAAAUAUUCAAGAGCCAAAAAACGUGAAAUUGUUGUACGACGUGUUACGCUUUUCUCCUAAGGAUAUUGAUCGUGCAGUUUUAUUCGCAACAAAUAAUGCUUUGGUUUGCGAAACUCCCGAAGAUGCAAAUAAGGUGGCUUAUGAAAUGGAUAAAAAAGCAAGAUAUGAUUGUGUUGCUCUUGACGGAACAUUUUAUCAAAAAGCUGGUAUUAUUUCUGGAGGUAGUUUAGACUUGGCAAAGAAAGCUAAACGAUGGGACGAGAAGCAAAUGUCUCAAUUGAAAGCACAAAAGGAAAAAUUAACAGAAGAACUCAGAGAAGCGCUGAAAAAAUCUCGCAAAGAAUCUGAACUGAAUACCAUCGAAUCACAGAUUCGUGGAUUAGAAACCCGGCUAAAAUACAACAAGAGCGAUUUAGCUGCUACGAAAAAACAAAUCGCUGAAUUAAAAGCUGAAUUAGAGAAACUGCAGAGCGAACUCGACAAAUUUGGGCCAACGAUAUCGGCUAUAGAGAAAACUAUGGCAGAACGUGAUCAGGAAAUCCAAAACAUCAAAGAAAAGAUGAACAAUGUCGAAGAUGACGUAUUCGCUAGUUUCUGUGAAUCAAUCGGAAUUUCGAAUAUCCGUCAGUACGAAGAGCGAGAGCUUAGGUCACAAGAGGAAAGAGCUAAGAAAAGAAUGGAGUUCGAAAACCAGUGCAAUCGUAUACAAAAUCAGCUGGACUUUGAAAAGCAAAGGGACACAGAAAGUAACGUCUUGAGGUGGGAGCGUGCAGUUCAAGAUGCCGAGGAUAAAUUGGAGUCGGCCAAGCAGACUGAGAAAAAUCAAAAGGGUGAAAUCGAGAAUGAUGAGAAACAGAUGGAGCAGUUGAAAUCAACCAGAAGUGCAAAGAAGAUGGAAGUGGACCAAAAAGAUGAAGAGAUCGGUAAAUGUAGGCGUGAAGUCGGUGCUAUUGCCAAGGACGUUCAAGCAGCUAACAAGCAGCUCAACUCUAUUGAAAACAAAAUCGAGCAACGCAAAAGUGAACGGCACGCAAUUUUGAUGCACUGCAAAAUGGAGGACAUCGGCAUUCCAAUGCUUCACGGAAACAUGGAAGACAUCGCUGGUGAUAUGAGCUCCGUUGCCAGUGAGUCGAACAAUGAAAGUGUCAGCACGCAGAAACAAUAUGAAAGGGAGAGUCGCAUAACGAUAGACUAUUCGUCACUACCAGAAAACCUCAAAGAUGUUGACGAAGAUGACCUAAAGAAGCAGACAGACAAAUUAACGAAAGUGAUAAAUGAACUGCAGAAUACGAUUCAGCGCAUCCAGGCGCCCAACAUGAAGGCGAUUCAGAAGCUAUAUCUGGCCAAGGAGAAGCUCCAAGAGACGAAUGAGGAGUUUGAGCAGUUGCGCAAGAAAGCCAAGAAGGCGAAGACGCAAUUCGAGAAAGUAAAGAAGGAGAGAUAUGAUAGGUUUACGACCUGCUUCGAACACGUCUCUAACGAGAUCGACCCAAUUUACAAGAGUUUGGCUAAAAAUCAAUCUGCUCAAGCUUUUCUUGGUCCGGAAAAUCCUGAAGAACCCUAUCUGGAUGGUAUAAAUUACAAUUGCGUUGCACCCGGAAAAAGAUUCCAACCGAUGUCCAAUCUUUCCGGAGGUGAAAAGACUGUAGCAGCUCUUGCUCUGUUAUUUGCAAUUCACAGUUAUCAACCAGCACCGUUUUUCGUACUUGACGAAAUCGACGCUGCCUUGGAUAACACGAAUAUUGGGAAAGUUGCUAGUUACAUCAGAGACAAGACAAAUUCCUUACAAACUAUAGUCAUAUCAUUGAAAGAAGAAUUUUACUCCCAUGCAGAUGCACUUAUAGGAAUUUGCCCUGAUGUAGGAGAAUGCUUGGAAAGUAAAGUUUUGACAUUAGAUUUAACAACAUUCCCUACGCACGUUAGCUAAUCUGUAAAUAUUUACGUAAGAUCCUUUGAUAUUCUUUUCUACAUGUCGGACUUGAAAAGUUACAAUAUCGACAGUGCGAUUCAUAUGUAAGUAAAAUGCUGAUAAAAAUGGUUUUAGUAGUUAUGGCAAAACCUGAAAAAAAUUUAAGAAUAUCCAAAUAAGGACAAGAAUUAUUUAAAAAUUUGCUAAUUUAUUUUUACAUAAAUACGAUAAUGCGUUUACGCUGUGACUUACAUAGAAGUGCGCUCUCAUGAGUGGUCUUAACUUUCGAAGCCCUGAAACUUAAAUUACGUCUACGGCCCGUUUUGAUACCAAAUCACUUCAACUCAAUUUUUUUAAAACACUUCGAAGCGAAAAUAUAAAUCUCAAAGGUAAAUCAUGCAAAUAUUCUUGUAAACAUUUUUAAUCAAAAAAACGAAGAUUUAUCUGUUUGAAAAUGAUUAUGUAUGCUAUAAAAUUAUUUAUAAUUUAUAAUUUUCUCUGUAUUAGUGUAAAAAAAUUACGAUAGCGAUCUAUAUUGACAUUAUGCGAAACUGUAAGAAAUGCAGAUAGUUUGAAAAUUCACGAAAGAUGCACGUGAACUUACUUUUUUCAUAUUGUUAAAGAUACAAAUAAAAAA
Nasonia vitripennis (jewel wasp) is the source of this 4672-nucleotide messenger RNA. RefSeq names its product structural maintenance of chromosomes 1A (gene SMC1). Bases 370 to 4053 code for a protein of 1227 amino acids. Gene Ontology annotation, biological process: sister chromatid cohesion. Lineage: Eukaryota; Metazoa; Arthropoda; Insecta; Hymenoptera; Pteromalidae. Gene Ontology annotation, molecular function: protein binding; ATP binding; DNA binding. The transcript is spliced from 18 exons. Gene Ontology annotation, cellular component: cohesin complex; nucleus; chromosome. The record is from RefSeq and is a predicted model, not a curated record.